Drosophila bipectinata is the source of this 726-nucleotide messenger RNA. Its product is annotated as adult cuticle protein 1. Lineage: Eukaryota; Metazoa; Arthropoda; Insecta; Diptera; Drosophilidae. The record is from RefSeq and is a predicted model, not a curated record.
AUGUCAGUUAGUUACGUUUCAAUCGUUGCUGAGAUCACAGAAGCCAACAUGAAGUUCGCCGUUGUCGUAGUCCUGUUCGCUUUGGCCUGGGGAGUCAACUGCUCGGUCGUGCCCCUGCUGACCGCCGCCCAUGGUGGUGUAGUGAUUGGUGCCCCCGCCGUUGCCGGUUCCGUGGCCAUCCAGGCCUCCGCCGUGCCCGCUGCCGUGCCACUUGCCAUCGCUCCCCAGGGACCCGUUCUUAUCCAGUCCGGCCCGGCUGUGGUUGCCGCCCCUGCUCCCGCUGUGGUGGCCGCCCAUGCUCCCGUCGUCCUGGCUGCCCCUGCCCCCGCCGUGGUUGCCGUCGCUGCUCCGGAGGCCAGCUAUGUGGCCAAGACCCGUGGUGCCGUCCAUGUGGCUCCCCUGCCCGGACACAUCCAGUCCGCUGCCUCCGUCAACCUGGAACCCGCACCUGGAACUUUGUAAAUCGACCCACUCCCGAAUAUUUCCAUGAACAUGAACGACCCCUGUACUGUACUCGCAUCUUUCCUUACUUUUUUUGGUUUUGUUCUUUCACUCCUGGGAUCCUCGUUGAGGAUCAAAUUUCUACAGCAAUCUAAGUCAGUCCUAUCCAGUUCUAAUGCUUUCCGCUUUAUUUUCUGGUAUACAUAUUUAUCCAACCCACUGUUGUCACCUGGAAAUUUGUUUCUUUAUAAAUAAAACAGAAAAAAUGUUGUUAAAACAAAAAAA